Molecule: messenger RNA, 552 nt
Organism: Vicia faba (fava bean)
Lineage: Eukaryota; Viridiplantae; Streptophyta; Magnoliopsida; Fabales; Fabaceae
Source: the annotation of a GenBank genome assembly
AUGAUAGCUUGUUCGUGGAUACAGUUCAUGAUUCACAAUUGGAUUGAUCAUUUGGAGGACACUGAACAGGUGGAACUUAGUGUUCCUGGUGAAGGGUUUGCAAGUGGAUGUCCUCUGAAGACUUUCGAGUGUUUCAAGACUAAGAAAUUCCAAACCGGCUCUUCGCAUACCAAGUUUGGCUUCCAAAACACUAGGACUCCAUGGUGGGAUGGAAGUGUGGUAUAUGGGAACAUUGAGAAGGGAAUGAGUAGAGGUUUCUUCGGCAUAAAAGAGGUCGAACGAGAAAAAUCAGGCACUGAUGGUGGCGAUGGUGGUGGUAACCGGAGAUUGAGACCGGACGUGUCGAGUUUGUUGAAGACUGAAAAAGAUAUGAAUUUGAAUAAGUUUUUGUUGGACCUUAGAAUUUCAGGGUAUAGCUUAUCUGUGAAUGUGAUUCAGUUUGUGUAUUCGGGGUUGCAGAUAUGUGAUCUAGUGAAGAACUUGAUCAGCCGAAUGCAUAUAGUGGAGCAAUUCACUUUAACGUGUAAAACAAGGCAAAAACAUAACUCUUAA